CAUAUUCAAAAGCUUUUAAUAUGCCGCUGCCACUUGUUUGUGAGUAGCUGUAGUCGUUUAUCGUGUAGUACAAGCCCAGCAAAAGUUGAAGAGAGGACAAGAGAUCCACCGUCCACGACUUCUUUCGUUCCGCCCCACCGGGCCUGUUUAUUCCUGAUGUCGGAAGAAGAAGUAUCUUCCAGCGAUGACGAAGAAUCCACCACGCUGCUUCCUCCCGCUGGAGGUCGUGUCCUGCUCGUGCCAGAAGGUCAGACGCUAUCAUCUGCAGAGGCGCGCGGUACACCUGGAAAUGAUGACAGACGCGACUCUAUCAAAUGUAAAAAUGUCUGGGUCUGGAAGAGUCCGAACUUGUGACGCUGCAUUUGGAUUCCAAAAAAAUCUGUAUUGCCUGACCAGCAAAGGGAAUGCAAUUUUGGCUACGCGGAGAGGGCAUUUGUCAGGCGGAAUAGGCAUCAAGAAGCCCUCAGAAAAUCUGUAGUGCUAGGGUAUGCAUCACAGACAUCAUGGCUCAUGCAAAACGUGCAUGACAAGUGUCAGAAUCUUCCAGACCCAGACACUUUUGCAUUUGAUAGACUCUGGUGAUGCUGAUGUCCAUGUCGAGGGCGAAAAGAUUGCUUCUGAAGAAUCUUCCCAACUACCAUCAACUGGAAAUAAGAUAACUACACCAAACGUACUAGUUCCUGGUGCCAAAAAUGGGUCGUGGAAAGCAAGCUACGAGAGUAGUGGGGCUGCAGGCCCUCGUCCGGGCCCGCUCCAUGAAGAAGAAGACAGCGCUUUAUUGCCGGAGGAGCUUUUGCCUCUGAACAGUGACGCCGAUUAUCAUGAAUUUGGACGGGAAGUGAAUAUGAAUGAACAGGAUAGCGGCUUCGAUGGCGCGAACGAACAAGAAGAAGAAGCGGAACAGGAUGAACAUCACGUCGAAGAUGACGAGAACAUCAACGUCGACAACAACCUGGAAACAGAUCACGCAAGGUUGCUGCGAUUUGUCCGUAAUGCGCGGGAAGAAAUCCUGUACGAUGAGGUUUACUCUCUCUCCGUCGGGUCGCAAGAAGGUCGGUCCCUGCUCUCACCCGGUGCUGCGGGCGGGCUAGAAGAAAUAUUAACAGAGCAGGUAGGAGGUGUACAACGGGACGAUAUAGGUUUAGACGCUGGAAAAAAUGAUGACAACAUUUGCGGAGCUGGGACGGGGGAAGAAAAUUUGUUGGACCGCUUUGCUACGAAGCCGCCAGAUGUUCAAAAGGUCCACCUCAGCUCACCGUCGGUUCUUCCCCCGCGCGAUGGGAAUAACGGCGCAGAGGCAGGCUCCGGCAUUAAGGGUGAAAAUUCAUGUACGAAAAAUGCAAGAGAAACGCCACCGCCACAGGGAAGCAGUGCGGCUUCGACCCUGCUGGAGCGCAACUUGCAGAACGAAUUGGCAGAGCUCUUUGAUCCUCCGGCGAGAGCGAAGACUACACGUGAUCGAGCUGUUGACCCUGAUCAACUAGACGAAGACAUUCUGCUUGAAGGGACAACCACCAGCAGGCUCGUGUUACCGAAAAGUAGCACCCCCGGCGGCUCCAAACCGGUCAGAGUCCUGUCUACCUCGAGAAACGCCAGCAGUACAAAAAAAAGAACACCGGAGCGUGGCGCAGCCUUAAGAAUACACCCCUCGGAUCUUCAUGCGAACGAUGUUGAUCUAGGAGCGAAUAUAGGUCUAAUUCAUUCCGAUGAGCAGUCGCCGCGCCUCUCCAAGUUAGACGAGAGUCUUGCGGAGAGCGACGCGACGCUCGUGGUCGACAAUUUUCAUCCACCAGGGAGCGGGCUGGAGCGAGAUGGCGCAGAUCAAGCAGAACACAGAGGAGCAACAGCAAGCAAAACCUUUCCUGCAGGUGGACAACGCUCGUCUCGUUCUCCGCUAAAAACGCCAGUGCUAGUUCUGCAUUCGUCUUCUUCCUCGUCUUCGAGUGCGCGAGGACACAGAAGCAGCAAUCCUGCUGAGGAACCAGUACCGGAGACACAGGGGCCGCGGCCAGGUGCGCAUCCGACACUAGAGCAUGACGUGAUAGACGAUUUUCUUCACCGAGUUUCCACAUCCGUUCACGGCACCAGCAGCCGCGCAAGUCCCGGCACCGCAAAUGGAGCGAGCCCGCUGGUGAAUGUCAACUUGAACCCGGCCUUGCUGUCCAGUGCCGCCGGGGGGGCUCCUUCUUGCGGUCGUGUUGUAUUUGGCGGACCCAAGAACGACUUGUACCUGGCGGAUCACGGCUCUACUUCUCAGUCUUUUGCAGGGCGAUCGCUCGCGGGUCCUCCGGGACACCACCUCUCGUCGAGCUCUCGUGCGUCGCCGGCAACGAUUAUUACAGGGAGUCAAGAGCGUGCUGGAGCAGGCUUAUGCACUAGUGACCCGCGGCCCUCGUUCGGGCAGCCGCUGCUGCACCAGCCCCAGAAUGGAUCUUCAAACUAUCCUGGUGCAACAGCAUCCCGAGGACCCUCGAUCGCGGAGCGGCGUGCCAAAAUCGCUGAGGAAGUCGAUGUGUUGAUAGGAAGCGCGCCAGUCCGCGUGUCCACCGCGCACAACGAGCAGCUUGAUCCGCGCAUGACCUCGCAGCCCAUCGGGCGACCGACGCGCUUUUCUGUCCAUGGCAGUACCAAUUUCAGUUCUGCGACCACAGUUUUCCGCGGGGAACCGGAGUUGCGGAGCAAAUUGCUGAGCUACGAGCGCCGAAGCGACCUGCGGAUCCCGGAGCAGGAAGAGUUUUCAGAGCAAUUGGUGUUCAAUAACAACGACUUGAGCCUACCCGUCGUCGUGACGCCGCGGACCGCCUCCCCAACAUCGCAAAAGUCUUUUGAGACGAAAUCGAAGGGCACAGUCGUAGGUUCAGGGACAGCAGCGGGGCAGUUGCUUGCAGAAGCAAAGGGGAUCAGUAGCAAGAACGGCAGGAAGAUGAGUAAAAACCAGGCCAAUAUGACGAAAAGCAAUGCUAGUUGUGAAGAUCAUGGUACGUCGAACAACGAUCGCAACCUGCCAGAGGAUCAACAUAGCAAGGAAAAUGUCGCUGACCUGUCAGCAAGUCGCAAAGUCGUAUCUGUCCACUCAGUGGGGGCGCAAAUGAAACCACGCUCGCGCACAAGCUCCGGUUCGGCACGAGAUGACGUCGAGAGUGAUUCGAAAUUGCGGUCAUCAGCUGGUGGAAAUAAAGGCAGUUGUAUUGACGGCACUAACAAUCCCAUCAGGGGAAAAAGUACAAGGGUGGACGUCAGUAAGGACCGGUUGGACAGAUUACCGCAUUCCGUGAUUUUCUCGAAGUGCUGUGGCGACGACACGGUCCGGGUGGAAACCGAAGCUUUUGAGGUUUUUGUGCGCGACCCCGUGCGGCAGUCCCGCUGGUUCCACGCAGACCACAUGGAUUUCCUCGUUUGCGGUUUCUUCCUGUUUGACGACGCCAAAAAAAGCUUCGCGGUGCGGCGGACGGUCGCCGAUUUCCAGUGGCUUGCUGUGAAGCUGCCCAAGCUUCUGCCGGGCUUCUUCGUGCCGCCCCUGCUCGCCUCGUCCCACCUGAACGAAAAGAAGGGAGAUCUGGUGUCGGAGCGCGAGGGGAUGGAGAUCCGGAACCUGCAAGCGGAACUCCGGUUCUGGUUGAUGCGCCUGUUGCAGCGGCCGCAUUUUGUGGGGUUGGACCUGUUUCAGGCUUGGCUGGGGUUCGAAGCCGCCACCGGGAAGAGGAGGAAGGCGGAAUUACUCUCAGUGGGCGCGCUGGAGCAGCAAUUCUGCUCGGGGCACCGGUUAAACAACCCUUUCAAGCUUUUGGACCGGCAGAAGGGCUUGUGCCGGGUGUCCGGUCUCGACCAUUUGCAACUCGUUCAGGAACUGGCGGAUUUAGUCGCAACUGGUGAUGUAUUAAAUGCAAAAAUGUCUGGGUCUGGAAGAAUACAAACCUGUGAUGUGCAUUUCAGCACACUGAAAAAUCUCUCAUGCAUAGGUAGCAAAAGCUGCCCAGUUUCUGUCACCAAAGUGGGGGAUGUGUCAUGCGGAUUCAGCAUUGCGGAAGCUUCUCGAAACCUGUGAUGCUAGAGCUUCCAUGCCAGACCUUCUGUGUCAUGCAAAAACAGCAUGACUCUUCCAGAUCCAGACAUGUUUGCAUUUGAUAUGAUGUCGACAUGAAAGACGCACAAGACUUUAUCCUGAGUAAAAACGUACCCACACCAGAGUUGUAAUGCAGAUUUGCAAAGACAGGAAGACUCCCCAAGAGAUUUGAAUCGAGCACUGCCCGAGAUUUUAGAUGAUGAAUAUUUGAAAAAAUGAAAAGAGAAACUUUUUUAAUUUUUGCAGCGCGCGCAAGCUUGCGCUGCCGGGCGGCUUCGCCCUCCCCAUGUUCGCGGAAGAUUUUAGACUUUGCCCCGCCCCUUCGGCUUUUUCUUUCUUUGCGUGUAGUGUAGCCUCGGCAGGCGAUUCGUUUUCCCCGCCACCUGCUCGCGUGCUGACGUGGGCGCCUUUGGGGUGCUGUCCGUUUUUCAUGUUGCCCGCGCGGCGCGGGUCUCCAUGUCGGAGCUAAGGCGUGCGGCUCCGUGGCGCUUUGUGCUUUUUUUUGCCGGGGCUUUUUUUUGCAUUUUUGCUAUUUAUUUUAUGCCAGUAGGAACAUGAACAGCAGCCCGCCUCUGCAGUUGGCGCCCUUUUUCUCUUUUUCGUGUCGAAAUUUUCGUGGGCCAAACACGCGGCGCCGGCUGUGUCUUUCGCACUUUGCUUCCAGAGCUAGUGGCGCGACUGCUUCGCGUAAGCGCCCCUGAAUUAGCACCAAGCGAGGCCCUUCGUUGGUUUUCCAUGUAAUGCAAUCCCGGAGGCCGGUCCGGCGUGUCAGCCAGCGGCCUGCUUCUUGGUGCGGACAUUUUUCUGGUGUUUUUCGUUUCGCGCGUUGGCCGCGUGGGGUUUAUCUUCAUGUCAGGGCGCAGAAGAGUGACGCGGCGGCGUUUUUCGCUCCUUGUCUGCAUUUGUGGGCUUACUAUCCUUGCUGCGCUGCAGCGCCAGCCCCGACUUGCCAAGCAUGAGAGGCGCCGCGGUUGCUAAGGUUUUACGCUAAAAGUGGCGACGCUGUCCAUGUUUUGCCUUCGUCUUCCUUUUUGGGUGUCUUUCCGUUGCUUUUUUGCCGUACUUCGUUCAUUUUGUUGCGUUUUUGCGCCUUUUCGAGCUACGCGGAGCUUUUCUGGCGCAUUUUGGGGCUAAAAACGAACAAACCGCCUGGGGCUGGUUAUUUUCGCCGCCGGUUUGCCGUAUUUCGUUCAUUUCGUCGCGCUUUUGUGCCUUUUUAAGUUGGAGGAAGUUUCUGUGGCGCAUUUUGGUCCUCAGAACGGCCAAACUGUCUGGAAUUGGCCUGGCGGAUGCGAUAGCGCCACCGCUCUGCGGACUUGCUCCUGCAAAAUCACCGGCGCGCGCCUUGUCGCGCUUUUGCGCCUUUUUGGAGAAUUUGCAAAGUGUUGCACUUUUUCACCUAUUUCGAUGGCUUUGCGACGUUUUUGCUUUAGUUUGCGUCUGUUGGUGCAUUUGCGCACCUUUUUGAGCUGAGGGGAGCUCUUUUGGCGCAUUUUGGUCCUAAGUACGACCAAACUGUCGGGAGUUAGCCUUACGGGUGCGACAGCGCCAACGCGCUGUGAACCGCUGCAAAAUCAUCGGCGCGCGCAAUGUUGCGACUUUGCGCAUUUUCCGAGAAUGCGCAUAGUGGCGCACUUUUGUGCCUAUUUUGAAAAAUUUGCGCCCUUUCCGCCUUAGUUUUUGCAUUUUGGCGCAUUUGCGCAAUUUUUAGGCUUAACAAGGUGGCCCCGCCGUGCGCUUUUUCGUCCAACCAUUUCGCUCUUUUUGACUUAACAAGACCUGUUCUGCAGUGAAAUGAGUCGAAUUAGCACCAAAAAGGCGCGUCUGUACCUUAAGAAAGUUGGCGCUUUUCUUUCCAUGGAUGUGAUACAUGUUUGCAAUACAAGUUGAUAACUUCUGCAAAAUUAGUCGCCUUUUUGUCUUUUUGGCUUAGCGAGACCCAAUCUGCACCAGGAUGGCCCUAGUUAGCACGAAGAAGCUGUCUCUUUGCCGUUGUUGCUUUUCGUUGGCCAGCGCCACGAGCGAUUCCGAAGCCGAGCGCGUUAGUUUGCUAGCCAGAUCUGUUCCACUUUGUUCACAUUUUCGCCUGAAUAAGCGAGACAACUGUACUGGAAUCAGGUGGACGGCGUCCGUUCUUGCCGGCCUUGGGCCAUGCUUUUUGUCGUGUUUUGACUCGUGCUGUUUGUCUGCGCGCAUGUGCGUGCUUCUUUGGGGAUUUUUGUCUCGUUUUUCUUUUAUUUUGCUUACUUACAGCGCCUGUGUUCGCGUUUCUGUAGUUUUUUAUUCGAAUUUGGCGCAUUUCAGCACAUUGUGGGCGUUCUAGAAUCGAACCACCUGCCAAAUAGACUAACAAACGCAGCGACAAGCAUCGCAAAACUGUGGCGCUGCGUUUUGGUGCACGGUUUCCGCCUGCGCGCGUAUUGUUGUGAAGUUGCCGCGUUUUCUGGUCAAUUAGCGCACUUUGGUGCAUUUUUGCGGGUUUUCGCGUCAUUUUGACGCAUUUGUUUGCAUUUUCGCGCUUUUUUGAUGCAAUUUGCUUAAAUCUGAUCUAUUUUAAGCGAUUUCGAAAAAAAAAACAGCGGGCGACUUUUAACCUUAUAGCUCACAGCUCGCGACUUUUUUCGAAUUUCGCAAGUUUUUGCGAGUGUGCCUUUAUGCUCAUUUUUGUCGUUAUUUUGCUCAGUUUGCGACUUUUUUCCUUUUUUUGUCGCAUUUUCGCACAUGAGGGCACUUUUAGCGCUUAAUUAUGUGGCCCCGCCGUGCGCUUUUCCGGCGUUUUUGUUGUUUUUGACUUAACAAGACCAGUUUUGCACUAAAAUGACCUGAAUUAGCACGAACGCUGUGCAUUUUGACCUUAAGAAAAUUGAAACUUUUUUUUCUGAUGUGAUGCAUGUUUGCAAUACAAGUUAAAGACUUGUAAUGCGCAUCCCCAUGAGAGCCAUUUCUAAUCGUGUUUUGGAAUUUGUGAUGCUGUGAACAGGAUGAGCAGAUGAAUCUGUGAUGCGGCUGCACUUGCUAACCUGCACUACACUCCUGCAGAGCGCAACUUGUCAUGCGUGACUCACAAAACUCCUAGGUUUGUGUUGCAAAAUCUCCGUCCUGACUCUGGUGUGGGUAGGUUUUUACUCAGGAUAGACUUGAGCGCGAGUUUCAACGAAGCCAAAAAUGGUCGCCCUACUUCGCGUGAGCAGAACAACGACGACGCUGUUCUUGAUAAGGCAGAGGCACAGGACCUGGAUUUGAACAAUGGUGGUGAAGCUGAAGUAGACAAUAAUUUGAACAACAACAGCAAAAUUUAUUCCAGGAGAUCGUCGAAGACUACGUCUAAGGGCGGACUGCUGCCAGCGGGUGUUAAAGAGAGAAAGUCUACUUCCGCCUUCUUCCGGACGACCAGUAAUUUAUGUCCUCGUGCGACAUCAUCCGCUGUAGCUACCGUGAAGCUGACGCCCGAAGCCUGCAAGAAAUUUUUGAACGAACAGAAGAGACAGCUGCGGAACCGGAGUUUCGAGCUGAGCUCGCUGCAGCGAAACUUCGAGGUCUUGCGAAAUCUCGAGAGAAAUGCGUUCAUCGAAAGUCUAUCAAAUGUAAAAAUGUCUGGGUCUGGAAGAUUGCCAGGUUUGUCAUGCACAUUUUGCAUGACUCCUCAAGUCUGUGAUGCAUGCCCUAGCAUCACAGAUUUUUAGAGGGCUUCCUGAAGCCUAAUCCGCAUGACAAAUGCUCUUUCCGUGCUGCAAGAUUUGGACUCUCUUUGCUGCUCAUGCAAUACAGAUUUUUUUAGAAUCCUAAAUCAGCAUGACAAGUUGCAUUCUUCCAGACCCAGACAUUUUUACAGUUGAUAAAGUCAGAAGCUGCGGAGAACCUUGGCCGGAGAGGAAAAUAUGAACAGGACGCUGGUACUGCUUAAGUACGUCUACACGACUUUUCGCGUGCUGUGUUUUUUGAUGAAUGAAUUUCGGCGAUCAUCGCCUAGCGUCUUCUGCUUUUCUAUGCUCAAAAACGUUUUUCAUCCUCUCCACUUGCCAUAAUUUGCGAUGCAGGUAUCCUCCUUGGCGCUUUCCGGGGCCGGAAAAACCGGCCUUCACGCUAGUGGGGGCGAGCAGGCGAAUGGGACUGCGCAUGCUGUCUACAAUAUCAUGAUCGUGGCGUGCGAACGGGAGAUGCUGGAUCUGCAUGCCAGCCUGCGCAUAUUUGACGAGCUGGACUUCAUGGAAAGGAAGACGGAAAUGCUUCGGCGAAAUUUAAGACAGAAUCGAGAGAAGCGGUACUAGAAAUAAACUCAGAUAAGUUUCACUGUCUCACCAGCGCAGUUCGCGUUCCUGGGACUUACACAAUCUGGUGGUGAGCGUGCUGGAGCUGUCCUCAGACAUUCAUAAGUAUAGCAAUUCAACCCACCAUUUUUAAAGAAUUGAGCAUUUUUUUCUACAACAGCCUGACCAUCAAAUUGAGCGAGCACGGAGGGUUCUGGGAUUCGGUUUUUCGGGGGCUUUCGAAGGAGGAGCAGCUUGGCGGCCUGUGCGACCAGAUUAGCUUCUUGAAGCGUCAAGUAGGCGGGAUGGAAUCGUGGACGCGGUUUGCGCACCAGGUUGCCGCUGAAGAGUUGCGCCUGAUGCGGCAGGACAGGGCGCAGAAAUGGAGUACUGCAUGUGAUGUUGAUGUGAUUAUACUUGGUCAUCAAGCUGAUGUUUUUCUCUGACUUUUUGCCUACUAUCCAUCCCUAUGUCUACAUCAAAACAGAAAACGCCCAGGAGGAGUUCGUUUCGCGGCAAAAAGAGCUUGGCGUGACCAUGCGGGCGUCGCUGGCGGCGCGCGGAGUAGUGAGUAAGGCGGAUCUGCUGGAUUGGGGAUUGGAUUCGCAAGAAAUGAUGGACGAGGAUUAAAAAAGCUCGCAAGAGAGCAGGAUGCUACACUAUCAGGAGUACUCAGUUUUAAUACACCUAAUGAUGAAAUAAAUCUAACGAGGACGUCGAGACCACUUGCAAUUUCGAUUUCUCAAUACUUCUAUCUUUUUCAAAAUCAAACGACGAGCACGAGGCGUCUCUCUUUUCGCCGUUACGAUAUCAAGAAAAGAAGUACCUAGUGAAUGAUGAGCCCAAGAACACGGGCUACUUGUGAACCCAGCAAAUGAACGGUCUACUGAUUCUUUCAUGGCGCUUAGGCCUUUACACGUGCAAUAGCAAUUUCGAUGUUGGUAAAAGUUGCCCUCCCUCGUCCACCUUCUGGGUCAGCGAGC
Messenger RNA from Amoebophrya sp. A120, 9293 nucleotides. The record is from the annotation of a GenBank genome assembly. NCBI's taxonomy places the organism in Eukaryota, Dinophyceae, Syndiniales, Amoebophryaceae.